AUGGUUACGAAAUUAACAUUCAAAGGAGAAAAGCGGCGCAAGCCAAGGCAGGAUGAUGAACGAAAGAGACGCAAAAAAGACACCAAGACUGAUUGUCAAGAGGCACCUGUGACUUUGACCUCAGUCAAUGGAGUUCCCACCAAUAUCUAUGAUGUUCCUAGAGAUUAUCUAGAGUAUGGCUGGACGCUGGCGACCUCGCACAAAGAUCUAAAUGGGCCAAUAAUGAUUUGUUUUGACCGUUCUGAUCAUUUUGGGUGUCUUCAAUAUGACGAGAAAUUCGGCCUCAUUGCAGCAGAGGAGAAGAAGGUGGAUAUAGCGGAAGAUGCCAUUAAUUUCGUGGAUUUCGAACCCAAAUCACCGCUGUUUAAACUUGAGCCUCGGGAAGUGACUCAGGUGUUAAGUGUGGUGAACAUCGAAAACUUCCUUAGGUUAACACAGCAAACUGAGACUGUCUCUGACGAUACACUAAAACUCGCGCUGAAGAACAGCGAGGGGAAGUAUCUAUCCUACGAUGACGACGCCAAUACUUUAGUUCAGACUGAUGUUUUGACAGAGAAUGCUAUAUUCAAUUUACGGGCCAAUACUGACAACCUUGGAUUCUUUAUUUCCGUGGGGAAAAUGGACUCCAAGAACAAACUAAUAGUUACAAAGGAUCUUAAGUUUAGAGUAAUUCAAGACACCGACGAUCUGCUUGAUGACAUGAACAUCUAUCACAUUCGCGUACAGACAAGAAAUUCAGAUACCGGCAGGAAGAUCAUUGCUUCAUUGGAUCUCAAAAAUGAGAGUCGAGAUCAAUUUUUCAACGACCCAAAACAUAACGAAAUGCUCAACAGGGCGGUCAAGGAACUUGCCAAAAACGGGAUGAAAAUCACAAACUCGCUACUGUCCCAGAUCAAGCGCGCAGUUGAGGAAGGAAACCUUAACGAAUUUCUUAUCACAGUUAAGGAAAAGAUCAAGUCUGAUCGCAGGGCAUAA
Messenger RNA from Ogataea angusta, 975 nucleotides. RefSeq lists its product as uncharacterized. The coding region runs from base 1 to 975 and encodes 324 amino acids. Gene Ontology annotation, cellular component: nucleolus; striated muscle dense body; catalytic step 2 spliceosome. The record is from RefSeq and is a predicted model, not a curated record. Gene Ontology annotation, molecular function: actin filament binding. The transcript has a single exon. NCBI's taxonomy places the organism in Eukaryota, Fungi, Ascomycota, Pichiomycetes, Pichiales, Pichiaceae.